AGAACCACCAUCACACACAAUAGAUCAAGAAGCUCUGUGGCUCUUAACUUCCAACAACUAAACAAGAUCUACCGGAAUCCGGUAACUGAGUUGACUCGUCCGAGUUUCCACCACCGUAUCAUGGCGGAUCCGGCCUACUUUUCUCUCAGAAAAAUGCUACUCGACGAGAUCACGCCGGUCGUUAUGGUUCUCCCUACGCCGCUAGUCGAACAACGAUGCCAGAAAAACGGACUCUCCUUUGUUCAAAUGCUCACUCCGUUCUCCGUUUUCAACAAUAUCGACGUUCCUGUUCGUACAGCAAGUGACCAACCCUACAGGCUUCAGAAGUUCAAGUUACGAAUGUUCUAUGCGUCAGAUAUUCGACAACCAAACAUUGAGGUUACGAAGAAGCGUUUAGAACAGGUUAUUGCUGAUGCAGGAAACAACGAAGAUUCCGAAUUGUACUUAGAUCCCUCAUCUCUUGAAGCUAGGUCCACCUCUUCUGAACCUGAAUUUGUACCAACAUGGUUUCAACAUUUCAAUAAAGAGCUUGUACGCAGUGUAUCCUUCUCAGAUCAUGAAGCCUUUGAUCAUCCUGUUGCUUGCCUUUUGGUUGUUUCAUCAAAUGAUGAGGACCCCAUCAGCAAGUUCAUGGAUCUUUUUAACAAGAACCAGUUGCCCCCACUUCUUAAUGAUGGUGCAAUGGAUCCAAAGAUUCCAAAAUAUUAUGUUUUGGUACACGAUAACCAAGACGGAUCCCCAGAGAGAGCAACUAAGAUAUUGGCAGAAAUGAGAAAUACAUUUGGGUCAAAUGAUUGUCGUUUACUUUGCAUUAACUCUUCUCAAGGUCAAUCAGUUGAUCACCAACCGAAUCCAUGGGAUCCUUAUGGGUCAAAUGCAUCACCUGGUCAACAUCUUGGUUGUUUACUUAACAAUGAGGAUAUGGAUGAGUUAAGGAAUUUUGUUCGUGAUCUAUCAUCCAAAGAUAUAAUUCCUAACAUGGAGCAAAGGAUCCGUGUUCUAAAUCAGCAGGUCUCAGCAACGAGAAAAGGUUUUAGAAACCAAAUAAAAAAUUUAUGGUGGAGAAAAGGGAAAGAGGAUACUCCAGAGGUUCAAAGUGUUAACAUGUACACCUUUAACUCCAUUGAAUCUCAAAUAAGGGUUUUGGGUGAUUAUGCAUUCAUGUUACGAGAUUAUGAACUUGCUUUGUCAAAUUACCGCCUGCUAUCCACUGAUUACAAGCUCGACAAAGCAUGGAAACGAUAUGCUGGUGUACAGGAAAUGAUGGGAUUGACAUAUUUCAUGUUGAACCAAUCAAAAAAGGAUGCCGAGUAUUGCAUGGAAAAUGCCUUUACCACGUAUUUAAGAAUAGGGACAUCAGGUAAGGGAAAUGCCACACGAUGUGGUCUUUGGUGGGUUGAAAUGUUGAAGACAAGUAGUCAGUAUAAAGAUGCUGCUGGUGUUUACUUCCGUAUCUCUGGUGAGGUAAUGGAACCACUUCACUCAGCUGUAAUGCUUGAGCAAGCAUCUUACUGCUAUCUUCUAGCCAAACCAUCCAUGUUACGGAAGUAUGGAUUUCAUCUCAUUCUUUCUGGUGAUCUGUACAACAAAUGUGAUCAGAUAAAACAUGCAAUUCGUGCAUACAGAAAUGCACUGUCCGUAUUUAAAGGAACAACAUGGAGCCAUAUUCAUGAUCAUGUUCAUUACCAGAUAGGAAAGUGGUAUGCUUUUCUUGGAAGGUUUGAUGUGGCCAUGAAACAUAUGCUGGAAAUAUUGGCUUGUAGCCAUCAAUCAAACGCAAUGCAAGAGUUAUUUAUGCGGGAUUUUUUUCAGAUUUUAGAGAAAACAGGAAAAACGUACAAUAUUUCCCGACUUCAGCUGCCGAUUGUUAAUAUCUCUUCCCUCAGCAUUGUUUCUGAAGAUCAUCGAACUUAUGGAUCACCUGCUGCUGUCAGCGUUAAAGAAAGUGUUUGGCAGUCUUUGGAAGAAGAGAUGGUUCCGUCUUUAUCGAAUGCCAAAACUACAUGGUUGGAUUUACAGUCAAAGCUUCUACCAACGAAGCUUAAACAGUCAAAUGUCUGUGUGGCAGGAGAAGCACUUAAGGUGGAAAUUUCUUUCAGAAACCCUCUUCAAUUAUCUAUUCCCAUUUAUAAUGUUACCUUAAUGUGCGAGUAUUCAGAAAACGAGACACCCCCUGAUGCAAACAGCUCGUCUUCUGUAAAUCAAGGUGUUGAAGAUGGGAAAAAAGCAACUGGCAGGGAGUCCAACUCUGACACGUCUCUUUUUACAUUAUCUAAAGUUGACAUAACACUGGAAGGUGGUGAAACGACAGUGGCUCAGCUAAGUGUUAUUCCUAGAAAAGAAGGCCUUCUAAGAGUAACCGGUGUGAGUUGGAAACUUUCCGAUUCAAUGGUUGGCUUUUACACUUUCGAUCCAGACUUGAUAACGAAAAAAUUGUCGAAACAAAAAAGGAAAGCCAAGCAGAACGCCAAUAAACUUGAGUUUUUGGUCAUCAAGAGCCUACCCAGACUUGAGGGUGCUAUUAAUAAUCUUCCCAGUACGGUUUAUGCUGGAAAUUUACAUCGUUUAUCACUUGAACUGAGAAACUCAUCAGAGAUUCCUGUGAAGAAUUUAAAGAUGAAGAUUAGUCAUCCUAGAUUUCUAAACAUAGGAAAUCCCGAAGUAUUGGAUGUGAAUUUUCCAUCUUGUCUGGAGAAGAAACAAUCCUAUGCACAUAAAGAUGCAGAUCUUGACGUCACUAAACAAUCAGAAACCGUAUUCCAUUUCCCCAAGGAUGUAGUUAUUAAUAACGGAACUCCCUUUCUUUUGCCACUUUGGUUUCGGGCUGCUACACCGGGAAACGUGUCAUUGUAUCUCACAAUAUAUUAUGAAAUUGAAGACAAAUCUACUACUAUGCGAUAUCGCACUUUGCGUACAAAUCAUAUGUUAGAGGUGCUACCAUCUUUAGAUGUGUCAUUUUUUAUCAACCCGAGUUCUUCACGGUUACAAGAAUACGUUGUGCGAAUGGAUAUUAUUAACCGAACAAGUUUGAGAAAUUUUAAGCUUCAUCAACUAUCAUCCGUUGGGAAUGAAUGGAAAAUCUCUUUAAUCGAAUCACUUAAUCACAUUUUCCCUUCGGGAAUCUUGGUACCCGGUCAAGCUCUUACGUGCUUUCUUAAACUCAAGAAUGUGAAGACAUCAGAAACUGACACUGAAACAGAUGUUUGGUUGGGUGAUGUCAGCAAUGAAGCGGUUUUCGAUACGCAACGCGCUCCACUUGUUAAUUUUCAUCAUUAUGAACGUUUGCAUCAGAAAACAGCACAUCAGGAAAAUCAAAGCACGGUAGAUUUCAUGUUGAUAUCCAGAAUGGAGGAAAGUGAAAAUGUUCCUUCUGAUGUUCCUACCCCUCCGCAAAUCUUUUCCCACCACGCCUGUCAUUGCAGUGUUUCAACCAAGAGACCAAUAUGGUGGUUACUAGAUGGUCCGCGUGUCAACCACUACAGCUUCUCUAAUUCCUUCUGUGAAACAAAACUCAAAAUGACAAUUCACAACUCUUCAUCUUUUGUCGCUUCCGUUCGCAUCAACACGUUCGAUUCCCCACCCGGCGGUUCCCCAUCGGGGAACAAAAUCGGUUGGCACGAUAUGUCAACUCCACCGUCUUUAGACGAUGCAACCGGUGGCAGAAAGCUACUGGAGUCGGUCCCACCUUUUAUUUGGUCCGGGUCAAGUACAACCCGGGUCAAACUUGAGCCCAAUGCCACCACAGAAAUCUCUCUUCUGGUCACGACUUUUGCACCCGGUACUUAUGAUCUUUCUAACUACACGUUAAACUGGAAUCUUUUAGACUCGAGUGAUUCCGAGGAAAAAGAAGGGGUGUGCUAUGGGCGUCCGUUUUAUUUGACCAUAUUGGGUGAGGAAUGAAAUGAGCAUAUUUUUGUUUUGAUUUUUGUGAAAUUAACCGGGAUCUUGUGUACUAAUUCAGUUGUAAAUUUUGUUGUUACAAAUGUGUUUAUAGAACAAAAUAGGGAAGAUUGAUGGGAAAUGGAGAUUUAUUUUUGUUCACAGGUUAAUAAGAACAAUGGGAUGAUGGUUCAUAGUUUA
Helianthus annuus (common sunflower) is the source of this 4080-nucleotide messenger RNA. RefSeq names its product trafficking protein particle complex subunit 8. Gene Ontology annotation, cellular component: phagophore assembly site; cytoplasmic vesicle; TRAPPIII protein complex. Gene Ontology annotation, molecular function: protein binding. Lineage: Eukaryota; Viridiplantae; Streptophyta; Magnoliopsida; Asterales; Asteraceae. The coding region runs from base 121 to 3900 and encodes 1259 amino acids. The record is from RefSeq and is a predicted model, not a curated record. The transcript has 28 exons. Gene Ontology annotation, biological process: protein localization to phagophore assembly site; endoplasmic reticulum to Golgi vesicle-mediated transport.